GGAAAGCUGACAGGCACGUGAGCAGUGCAACGUCGUCUGCACACUACAGACGACAUGGCGGCUACUACUCCUCCCAAGGUGCUAUUUGAGCAUGAAGGAGUCUUUGUGCACUUAAACACAGAUGAUGAGGAUGAGCCAGAUUCACUGAUAUCAGGAGUCCUGCGGAUCCUGGACAAGGAUGGAGAAACCAUGGUGGAGUACAAACCGCUGGAAGAUACAGUCGAUCCCUCAAUCAUGUUGUGUGCAGGCAAGGACUCGAGUUCAGUGGUGGAGUGGACACAGUGUCCCUCUGACCGCUCGCACCCCCCAGUGGAGCCCCAGCAGAGCUGUGACACGGAGUGGGACAUGGUGAACGCCACCUACUUCAAGAGGAAACCCUACGCUAACGGGGAAGGUUCCUCAUACCAGACGCAGGAGAAGAGCCGCUGGGCCUUCUGCGUCAGUGCGUCUGACCUGCGGAGCGUGACGAUGAAGACUGAGGGCUGGACACACCUGGUGCUGGGCCUGAAGGACGACAGCAGCCUGCCCCCCCUACACUUCCACCAGGGAGGCAGCCAGGAGUUCAUGGCCUGCCUCAGGAGAUGUGUGCACCUCACAGAGUGUCCAAGGGACAAGAUGACGUUCCUCGUAAGCUGCCACAACAAAGCCCUCUCGCAGUCCUUUGAGCACCUGUUGGACGAUGCGAACUUCGGCCUGGUAGAUAAGCUGAAGAAGGACCCGUACACCGCCACGCUUGGCGGCUUCUCCAAGGUGACCAACUACAUCUUUGACGCGUUCCGCGGGCCGGAGCUGGAGCAGAGGGAGAGGCCGGCCGAGGAGGUGUCCGACAUCUUGGGAGAGAUCAUCCCCGGCCUGGAGAUCGACCACCUGGAGGAGCCGGGCUUUGAAGUCAUCACACGGGUGGACCUGGGUGCGAGGCCAGAGGUACAGCGAGGGCACCCCCUCUCCCUGGAGGAGUGGCACAAAUACCAGGACCAGGAGGGCCGAGUACGCAAAGUGGCCGAGCUCAAAGACAAGAUCUUCAAAGGGGGUCUGUGUCACGUGGUGAGGAGAGAUGCUUGGAAGUUCCUGCUUGGCUAUUACCCCUGGAACAGCACCCACGAGGAGAGGAAAAGCCUGCAGAGGAGGAAAACAGACGAGUACUUCAGGAUGAAGCUGCAGUGGAAGUCUGUGAGUGAGGAGCAGGAGAGGAGGAACUCCAGACUACGCGACUACAAGAGCCUCAUCGAGAAGGACGUGAUCCGGACGGACCGGACAAACAAGUUCUACGAAGGGAUGGAGAACCCCGGCCUCAUCCUGCUGCACGACAUCCUCAUGACCUACUGCAUGUACGACUUCGACCUGGGUUACGUGCAGGGCAUGAGUGACCUACUGGCCCCCAUCCUGUACGUCAUGGAGAACGAGGUGGACGCCUUCUGGUGCUUCGUCAACUUCAUGGAGGAAAUGCAUGAGAACUUUGAGGAGAAGAUGCAGGGAAUGCGGCUGCAGCUGGUCCAGCUCAGUGCUCUACUGCGCCUCCUGGACCUGGCAUUCUGGAACUACCUCGAAGCGCAGGACUCUGGCUACUUGUACUUCUGUUUCCGGUGGCUCCUGAUCCGCUUCAAGAGGGAGCUGCACUACCAGGAUGUCAUGCGCCUGUGGGAGGUGAUGUGGACUGGGCUGCCUUGCCAAAACUUCCACCUUUUGGUGUGCUGUGCCAUCCUGGACUCUGAAAAACAGAAGAUCAUGGACAGGCAUUACGGCUUCAACGAGAUCCUCAAGCAUAUCAAUGAACUCUCGUUGAAACUGGAUAUCGAAGAAAUCCUUCACAAAGCCGAGGCAAUCUCUUUGCAAAUCAAGAACUGUAAGGAUUUGCCGAGCACAGUCAUUGAGAUCCUGGGUGUGCGUCUGAGCGGUGAGGAGGGCCUCCACCCCCACAGUCCUCCGGCGUCCCCGUGUGACAGGUCGAUACUGGAGCUGAGCGACUACGGCAUCCUCACGCCGCCUCUCCACACCUCCGGAGAGCUGGUCUCUAACGGACACGGCCAGCUGUCCGAACCCACCACGUCUAACGGCUACAAAGUAGCCUUCAUCUCGUAGUAGUCGAGGAGCCUGAAGGGACUUGCCGAGAGAGAGAGAUAUACAGACACUUGUUUGUUUGUUUUUUUGUUUGUUUUGUUUUUGUUUUUUCGCCUGUACACACACACACACACCUGCGUGAAGUGGAGUGAAGUCCAAGUGGAGUGAAGUCCAGCGAUUCACCUUCACGCCGUGAGGUCCUCGUGGAAGCAGUCCUGAGGAGGAAACGAAAUUAUAUAUAUAGAGAAACUUAUAAAUAAGAAUGUAUAACAAAAUGGAGGGGGGGCCCUCAGCCAGACCCCCCGCCCUGAGAAAAAAAUGUAUUAUUUUUGUAAUUUCUUGUAUAUUUUCUUUCAUGGAUAUAUAACCAUUCCUUCCCAUGCAGUGGAGAGUUUUAUGUCAAAAAAAUAGGUGGGGUCCUUCCAUUUGUCUCGUUGGUAACAAAAAAAUCUAAACAUUUUUGUCGCAUUUUUUUAACCAUGCACAAAUUAUUGUUCCUGAAAGUGAAAUUGACAAAUGCUGCCAUGUUGAUUUUGAGGCCUUGUUCACAAGUUAUAUAUUUAUUCUUAGGAGUAAGAUUUUUGGACACUACAUCACAGAGCUAGCCUGUGGUUGGUGUCAUAUAGGAUAGCAUUAUAUACCUUUCCAGUUUGGUGCAAAUGGCGUCAGUUUUAUCUAAUUUUAUAUCACUGUUGAUUUCCCAUUUGGAUGCUUUGCCUGAGAGUUCUUGAUGUUGUUUUAUAGGCCAGGGAACAUAUGAAGCAUUUAUUUAUUAUUUUUGUUUGUCAUUGUCAGAUAAAAGGAAAAUAUAAAUGCAAAAACUUACCCUUAGUCAUCAUCAAAGUUAGUACCUUAUGAUUUCAUGUUUUUCUUCUUGAAUUUUGAGUCUUUUUUUGUAACUGAAGUCAAUAUAAGCUGGACAAAAUUGCAGAGGAUUUAAAGGACCAGUUCAGUCAAUUUCAAUAUGCUGUUGUAUUGCUCACUCUACCCUUGACUUGUCAGUACCUGGUGAUGCCACAUUUUUCGGCUAAGCCCUUUCCGAGAUAUGACCCAUUCUAAUGGGGGCAGCGUUUGCUUAUAUAUAUAUAUUUUUUUUAAUGAAUAUAGGCCUACUCCAAAUAUUUUCCCAAAAGGUACCGCUUUUUGCUAGUUAUCUUCUGAUGUUGCAUAACCUUUCGGAUGUUUCUGGGAAUAAAUAAAAAUGUUUUUUUGAAAUGUAAACAAAGCGCUGCCCCCAUUACAAUUACCAAGAUCUCGGAAAACGCUGAAGAAGAGCAAGAAAACACCUCAGGUACUGACAAGUCCAGGGUAGUGUGAGCAUUACAACCGCAUGUUGAAAUUGACUGAACUGGUCCUUUAAUGCCAUCCUCUGUCGAUGUGGUGGAUUUUGUAAAAAAAAAAAUUGAUUGUUUUUUGGUACAGAAUAAUUAUAUUGGAGCCAUUUUAACCAUUAAACCCUUAAAUCCUGAUCCAGAAAAGUAGAACCAUUCCAGAGGACUGGCAGUAGAUAUAUGGCCUGGUUCUGGAAUGUUAACAUUCAGAUGUAACGCAGCAGGUCCCGCACACUGUCCAUUUCAUCUUUAAGUAAUUUGAAUACAAUGUUCAAUAAGAUGUUAUGUUUUAAAUGUACAUUUUAACCUGCAAACAUGUUUUUGUACCCCUUAAAGGGAGUAAAAAGUCUAGAUGCUUUUUCUGAAAUAUUCAUGAAAAUGAUCUUGAAAAGCAAAUAGUAACAUUCAGAGUUAGGGAUUUCCAGACUAAACAGCUAUAAAAGAUUUUGAAAUGA
Messenger RNA from Engraulis encrasicolus (European anchovy), 3844 nucleotides. RefSeq names its product TBC1 domain family, member 15 (gene tbc1d15). Gene Ontology annotation, molecular function: GTPase activator activity. Bases 55 to 2079 code for a protein of 674 amino acids. The transcript is spliced from 17 exons. The record is from RefSeq and is a predicted model, not a curated record. Gene Ontology annotation, biological process: activation of GTPase activity. NCBI's taxonomy places the organism in Eukaryota, Metazoa, Chordata, Actinopteri, Clupeiformes, Engraulidae.